AGAAGGAGGAGGAAACAUGGCCCGGCCGAGAGCAACGCCAGGAAACGGCCGGCCCCGGGCGCCGCGGACCUGGCAGCCGCCGCCCUGCCGCCUCGGGGGCUGGGCGGGCGGCGCCGGCUCCGCCCCGCUGCGGGCCGCCCGCGCCGGCAGAGGCGGCUCCGUUCGCCGCUGUGACGCCGGCGGCGCUGGAACACCUGGAGGGGCGGCGGCGCCUCUGGCUCGGCCCUCCCCUCCCCUCCGCCGCGGGCAAGGGACAUUGGUUUCCAGGAGAGUCAGGUGGACGUGUACAGCGUGUAAGUGUCUGAAGAAAACAAGAAACAUGGAAGGUCAUAAGUACAAUUAUCCGAGGGAAUUUUAUGACCAAUAUGCUCAAAGCCAAGAAAAAUCUGUGGUCAAUAAAAUGCAACAGAAAUACUGGAAAACAAAACAAACCCUUAUAAAAGUUACAGGAAAAAAAGAAGAUGAACAUGUUGUGGCUUCAGAUGCAGAUCUGGAUGCAAAACUAGAGCUGUUCCAUUCUAUUCAGAGAACAUGUAUGGAGUUGCUGAAAGCAAUUGAACUGUAUCAAAAAAGGAUUUGUUUUCUGUCUCAGGAAGAAAAUGAACUGGGGAAAUUUCUUCGAUCACAGGGUUCUCAGGAUAAAACGAGAGCAGGAAAAAUGAUGCAAGCCACAGGAAAGGCUCUCUGCUUUUCUUCUCAGCAAAGGUUAGCACUGCGUACUCCUUUGAGUAGAUUGUAUCAAGAAGUGGAGACUUUCAGAUAUAGGGCCAUCUCAGACACAUGGCUGACAGUAAACCGAAUGGAACAGUAUCGGACUGAAUACAGAGGAGCUCUACUCUGGAUGAAAGACGUGUCUCAGGAGCUGGAUCCAGAUCUUUAUAAGCAGAUGGAAAAGUUCAGGAAGGUUCAAGCUCAAGUGCGACACGCAAAACUGAACUUUGACAAACUGAAGACUGAUGUCUGUCAAAAAGUGGAUCUUUUGGGAGCAAGCAGAUGCAACCUCCUUUCUCAUGUAUUAACAACAUAUCAGACAACACUUCUUCAUUUUUGGGAAAAAACUUCGCACACGAUGGCAGCCAUCCAUGAAAGUUUCAAAGGUUAUCAGCCGUAUGAAUUCACUAUGUUAAAGAGCUUACAAGAUCCUGUGAAUAAACUAACAGAAAAAGCAGAAAAGGAGGACCUGCAGAUUGAGAGCACCAAAUCAGUACAAGAUCAGCAGAGUCAGUUGAUUUCAUUAGAUGAGGAGAGCCAUACCAAGGAAUCAAACUAUUCAGCUGACGAUGGCAAGGAUAUCAUAUCCACAUUACAAGGAAAUUGUAACCACAAGCAGAACUCAGGUGCCAUAGAUGACUUGUUAGACCUGCAACCUGAAGAAAAUGGUAUGAAACAUUUGUCUUCGAAGGAUCAGUUUGUGAGGUCCUUGGAGUCAGAACCUGGUGAUAAGGAUGACAUGGUAUUACUGAAUGAGAUCCUCAACGCUUCUUCCCUGGACGAAGGGGAAUUCAGCAAAGAGUGGACAGCAGUUUUUGGACAGGUUGCACUUGCUGAUCUCACCAUGAACUCUUCAGCUAGAGAUGUGGAGAAUACUUCAUCAUCUGUGGCACCAACACCAUCAGGCUACUUGCCCUCACAGCUGUUAGACCAAAACAUGAAUGACUUGCAGUCAUCUUUACAUGGAUGGGCAGCUAACAGUGUGAGCCCACCAUCUAUACCACAGCCAGAACAGAAACCAAACAGCCUGAAUGUGAAUGCUAACAAGACACCAGUGAAAGAACCUACAAAGAAUCCUAAGGACUUGACUGCCUGGUUCAGUCUCUUUGCAGACCUUGACCCAUUAUCCAAUCCUGAUGCUGUUGGGAAAACUGAUAAAGAACAUGAAUUGCUUAAUGCAUGAGUCAGCUGCCUAUGGUAACUCAUAUUCUUCCAUUCAUCAACACUAUUUUGAGGUUUAAAAAAACUAAAUGAAAAUUAGUAUACUGUUGUGAAACUAUAAAGUAUGUGCCAUGAUAAUAAAACUAAAGGGAAUGAAUCCCCUUUUAUUUAGGUACAGUUAUUUGCUCUUGUUUUGUAUAAAGAGUUCACAUUUAUUUUCUACGUGGAUUUACAAAAAUGAGGUUAAAAAUUAGGGCAGAUUUCUUGCCAAAUUAGAUUAUCUGCUGAAACACUGUCUUUGCCUGAGGUGAUGCGGAGCUAACGCUGGGGUGAAAUACAAAUUGCAAACCUAUUUUUUUAUAAUGUUUCUUGAGUAAAUAAAAAAAAAUCAUGUAACUGAGGAGGGUGCAUGAGUCAAACAUCUAUCAUGUAUAUAAUCUAUAUAUUACUGCUACAUUAAGAUGUCAAUUAAAUUUGUUUUGUUAGUACUCUCAGUGAAAAACCUGUGCUGGGGCUAAUUAUUGAAGAAAUACAUUUGGGUCUGUGCAGCCAUGGAAAUAGUGCCCUUCCUUUCUGAUUUAACUUACUAGACAAACUGCACUACAUAAACAGAAGUCAUGCCCAGCAGGCUUCUUUUCUGAGGUUUUUUCUCCAUUGCACCAACAGAAUAUGCACCUCUUUGCAGAAGUUCCUUGCAACUGAUGCUUUCCCAUGCUUUCAAAACAUUCGUAUUUCUUUUCGGAGUAUUUUUCAUCCAGUUUAUUUCUGAAGCAUGUGUUAUUUUGAGCUUGUUGUGACAUUAACUCCUUAAUAAAAUGAUUUUGACAAAAAAGACCUUUUAUUCCCACUGGAAUGCUGGUGUGCUGUUGAAUUGGUACAUAACAAGCAUUUGAAGAUAAAACAUAUGACCACUUUUUAGACAGUACCUAAUAAUUAAUAUCAUUGCCUCAUGCUGUUUCUGAAUAGUAAUCCAGUAGGACAGUAAGAAAAUUUGAACUCACUCAGUGUCCCUUUGCCUCCCCACUCUCCUUUUACAGCAAAGAAAGGUAAAAAGGAUGUGUCAGCAGCCGCUUAAGAUCAUAAAUUCUGCAUAUUUGCUCUAUGUAUUGUAUAAGACCUACUUUGCAAUUUAUUGUAUUUGGCCUUUUUUAGUUCAGUUAAUUUUCCUUUUACGUUGGUUAAGUUUUUCACUACCAGUUAACUGUACACUCAGUUAAUCCUUGCCUCAUGGUCUAUUAGAUAACUAAGUACUUGCAUUGGAAACAUGACAGUAACUAUAUAAACAUAGAAGUUAACCAAGCUGACCUGCUGCUUCUUGAAUGGAGCAGAACAUAAUUUGAUGGCUGCACUGAGCAGCAUUAAUGUGUGUUUGAUACCUCCUAGCUAAAAAGCUACAUGCUAUCAGUAAUUGGGGGGGGUUGGACUGACUGGAGUUCAUCUGACUGAAUCCUCAGCAAGUUUUAAGUAAAUACCUCUGUCCAAAACUGUAGCAUUCAAAAGCCCACCCCAUAGCCUGGAAGUCUCAAGGUACUUCAGUUUUUGCCCGAGAAGUUCUUCAGAUGUUUAGCAGCAUAUUUUCACAUUUUUUGUAUGGCCUGGUCUUCUCUUUGUGCAGUACCCAGCCCAUCCAGGUCCCUAGCACCGAGGUUGGUAAUUAAGACAUGGAAGCUGAGGUGGAUGCCUAACUGUCUCUAAAGAUAAAACUUGAUUCCUUCCACAGUAUUUCCUACUGUUUGGUACCAGCUGCUCCUUGCUCAAUAAGCUGUCUUUUCUGGGAUGUAUAACUUUGUUGAGCAUUAGCGGGGAGCAUGAUCUCCUGACUUUGGGCUGCAGUCUCUGGCAGUAAAUAAGGCAUCUACAAAGUGGAUUAACUGGGAAAUACCUAAGGUUUACGCUGGGGUGCAUUUACUUACACUUAUGAGUGCUCGUUUGCACUCAUAACACAGGAUGUUUGCCCCAAAUCCUCUUCAUGUCAAACUGUAAUUAUCUGCAAUGCCAAAAAUGUUAGGAGCUCAAGGGAUACACAGGCUGCUUUUCAGCCCAGCGAGGUUACCACUGAAAUCAUUAAACAGAUUCUUGCAACUUUUAAGCAAUUCUGUGGUUGCUAACCUUGCUAUGGAUUAUGUUUGUUUGUCUUGAUAGUUGCUAGAACAUUCAUGGACAAUCACUUUAGCAUUUUUAGUAGCUAAAGCAAUUAGGAUAAAAGCAAAGAGGAGGCCAUAGUGACUUCAAAACAGCUAAUUAACUGUUCUUCAAGAAUCAGAAAAAUGCUUGUGUUUGUUUGCUUUUUAGGUCACAGAUUCUAGACUUCUAAGUUUAAAAAAAGAAAAGUCUCCUGUCUUGAUUGGCACAAUUAAGGGCAUUGCACAAGUUCAGCUAAAGAUGUUCUGAAUCCUCAUCAUGUUUUUAGGUAGAAAACCAGCUGAAUGAUCAUCGCUUUUACACAAGAAAUACCAUGGCUGCAGGGUUCCCCGCCCCCCAACUACACUAUCAAUUAGUUCAUAUUAUGCAUUAAUUUCUUGUAAUACGUAAUUUUUGAAAUUAACAUUAGCUUUGAAUUCUUAGUCCUUAGCCUAUGCAAUUUUUUUACACUUUCAAAUGAAAAAAAGAGCCAAAAGUAUUUAAAAUAGAAUUAAUUUUGCUUAAAGAAAAGCAACUGAAAUCCCUACGUACAGUGCAUUAUUGUCAAAAACAUUUAUUGAAGCUGAAAACUAGAGCAAGAAAGCUAACACCCUGCAAAUAGGCAUUUUUCAGGCAAAAAUCUUAAUUACAGAGUUAGUUACAAACAAUGCUUCCCUACUACUAAUGAAGUGUAUAGCAUGUGUUUCUCAGCAGCCUGGCUGCAGAGUAGCUCCAAGCCCCAAUGCCAUCGUGAGAGGAUUUUCUGUGAUGUGUGUACAGGCUCAGCAGUAGUUGGGACAACAGGGUAGUUCAUCAUCCUGGUAAAAUUACAGAUGGAUUGUUCUACACACAUAACGUUCAUCUUGAUUUAAUAUGCUUCAUUCCAGUUGCAUAUUCUGGUUGAGUAGUGGAUUCUUUUAAAAUAAAAACAGCUGCAGAACCCUAUGGCAGAUGAAAACAGUGGUAAUUGAUUAACUGUCUUUAUCUGGAAGUUUUUAUUAAAGUUGAUGUAACUGA
This is a messenger RNA of Harpia harpyja (harpy eagle), 5010 nucleotides long. It is a transcript of the gene ICA1, whose product is annotated as islet cell autoantigen 1. Gene Ontology annotation, cellular component: Golgi apparatus. Gene Ontology annotation, molecular function: protein domain specific binding. Lineage: Eukaryota; Metazoa; Chordata; Aves; Accipitriformes; Accipitridae. Gene Ontology annotation, biological process: regulation of transport. The record is from RefSeq and is a predicted model, not a curated record.